GCAGCUGUGCUAGGGACACAGGGGAGGGGGCUGCUGUGACAGUUCCCUGGGGCAGAACCUCCUGUGGAAGCCCCACAUCCUGAAUGGGAGGGGUGCGGCUGGAAGGAGAAUUUAGAGGAUCAUGGGUUGGGAUGAGUGAGGAACUAGAGAUCCAGGAAGAGAUGACUGACAAAGAGGUCGUCAGUGCCCAGAUACCAGAGUCGGGAAGGCCGCAGUACCUGGAGCUGCGCCCAGCUACUCCAGGAGGGGGUGCCCCUGGCCAACAGCUCCCGGCGUCCAGGUCUUCUGAUGGCCUGGGGCUGGCCGGCGCCUGGAGCUGGGCCUGGCCAGCUAACCACACGGGGGCGCUGACCCAGGCAGGGGUGGCCGGGGCGCUGCCGGCUCAGCGCACUAAGAGGAAGCCGUCCAUCAAAGCCGCACGAGCCAAAAAGAUCUUCGGCUGGGGGGACUUCUACUUUAGAGUGCAUACCCUCAAGUUCUCGCUGCUGGUGACCGGCAAGAUCGUGGACCAUGUGAAUGGUACUUUCAGUGUGUAUUUCCGCCACAACUCCUCCAGUCUGGGCAACCUCAGUGUCAGUAUUGUGCCACCUUCUAAGCGUGUGGAGUUCGGGGGCGUCUGGCUGCCUGGGCCUGCCUCCCACCCACUACAGUCUACGCUGGCCCUGGAGGGGGUGCUUCCUGGGCUGGGGCCCCCUUUAGGGAUGGCGGCAGCUGCGGGACCGGGGCUUGGGGGCACCCUUGGGGGCGCACUGGCAGGUUCACUAGGCAGCGCUCUGGGAGUGCCCGGGGCCAAAGAAUCACGCGCUUUCAAUUGCCAUGUGGAAUAUGAGAAGACAAACCGCGCUCGGAAGCACCGCCCGUGCCUGUACGACCCGUCGCAGGUGUGCUUCACUGAGCACACGCAGAGCCAGGCCGCCUGGCUCUGUGCCAAGCCCUUCAAAGUCAUCUGUAUCUUCGUCUCCUUCCUCAGCUUUGACUACAAACUGGUGCAGAAGGUAUGCCCAGACUAUAACUUCCAAAGCGAACACCCUUACUUUGGAUAGUGCCCCUGGCCCGGCCCUGAACAUCCCGCCAAAUCCCAUCCUCUGUAAGUGGGACUCCUCCCGAUAUCCCUCCGCUCCCGUGGUCUGCUCCACUCCUGCUGCGGAGUGGGGCGGAAGGGGACAGCCCUCAUCAGCCAGUGUUUCCCUUGUCCUUGUGGGGAGUGCCCAUGAGGCUGUAACUCCCUCAGAUACACCCUAAUGUGGAGAGAGAAGGGCGCAGCCCUAGAAUGGGCGGGGUUUGGAGGUGGUAUACCAGGGUCCUCUUAGUCCACACUGGAUCCCCUUUUUGCUUCUGGCGCUGGGCUGGGCACUCCCUUUGCGCGUAGCUUUAAUAACAGCUUUAAUAACACCUGGCCUGGCACCCUUAUCCCACCCAGACAUUCUGGCCCCCAAGCGCUUGUUCUCCUGUGCCCCUGGUAAAGACUAAAGGUCUAUUUACCCCCUGGCCUAUCCUUAUCCCUCUCUGCCUGCCGUUUGCCUGUCCCUUUUUCCUCCCAACCUCGCAGAAGCAGAACUCCUAAGCAGGGGCGCUCAGCCCGGCCCCUGCCCUCUGCUUGCUUCCCUCUUGUCAGUGCAGUCCAGUUCCACCUGCCCUCUCUGGCUGCUUCCUCUCGGCGAUAUUUUUUUUUCUAUGCCAUAACAGACGGGAAAGGGAACAAAAUAAAGUGAAAUCCAAUACGUGUCUGUGUGAGACCUUUGUAGGGAAGAGGGAGACAGAUGUGGAUUUCUGUCUGAUAGAGACUUGGCCAGGGCCUCCUCCAUCGUGGCUGAUGGAGAAACUGAGGCAAAGGUGACAGAGCUAGCACCUUGGAGGUCAUCCAAGACUGGAUCACAGAGAAAUGUAUCAGACCCUUGGAGUAAGAACUCUCCCUGGGGUGGGGAUUCCCCUCUCUGCAGAGGGCAAAACGAAGCUGUUGCAGAUAGAAUGAGUGUUAGACCUGAGUGGGAACUACCAACGCACUAUUUGGGAUGACUUGAAAAAGAGGGAGAUUCAGGGACAGAAUAGGCAGAGCGCUAACAACCUGCUAAGCUCCGCGGGGCUUGGAGGAGGAGGUAGCUUGGAAGGGAGGGGGAACAGUGUUUGCGGCAUCUGGAGUCAUCGAUCUUCCUUUUCCUUCCUAAUUUCGUGGGCGCUGAGUUUGCAGACGGACGAAGAAGGGAGGGAGCGUUGGGAUGACGAGAUGGGGGAAGGGAUGAGCGCGGGUUUGGAGGGCGGGGCCUCGUCGCUGCUGCUAGCCGCCAGCAAACACAGCCCCUUUCAGCCAGCUGCCCACCCUCUCCACCCGCGCCUUCAGCUCCCUCCUGCAGCCUCUGCUGCUAAUUUUAUCCGCCCCCAACCCUGGCCCGGGCGCUAAUUGGCUGCGGCUUCAUUAGCAGUUCUCAGCUCAGCAGCCCCCCUCCCCUUGGGACCCCCGUGACUGGGGUAAGAAGGGGUGCAGACAAGCUGAGGCACAGAGGAACAACUCCUCUUCAUCCUGCUUUCUUUCUGAGAAGUGCGGGGUCAAGAUGCCCACAGGCAGAGAUCAGUGUUCACCAAGGGAUUGCCCACUGGCUCUGGCCUGACAAUGACUCCCCAACAUGCCUGAGAGUGAAAAGUUGGUGAGCAGAAAGUAUAUAUCAGAUGGAUGAAUGGAUAAAUAAUGGGAUCAAGUGAAAGAAGGAAGAUGGAGAGAGGUUCUGGGUUAGAGAUUGGAGGAAGAAGAGCAAAGAAGUCUCUUUACACAAGGCUUAUUGCUGAGAACACCUGGAAAAGCUGAGAGCCAGAGUGGGAAGGAAGUUAGAUCUAGGGAGGGACUCUGAGGCCUGAUAUGAAAGACAUGUAUGAAUGGAAUCAGCAAGUUAGCCCAUCUAGGCCUCAAUCUCCCCAACUGUAAAGACAUAAUAAAUAAAAAAGUCACAUUGCACCUGU
Messenger RNA from Ictidomys tridecemlineatus (thirteen-lined ground squirrel), 2952 nucleotides. It is a transcript of the gene Nxph4, whose product is annotated as neurexophilin 4. The record is from RefSeq and is a predicted model, not a curated record. Lineage: Eukaryota; Metazoa; Chordata; Mammalia; Rodentia; Sciuridae. Gene Ontology annotation, molecular function: signaling receptor binding.